Xenopus laevis (African clawed frog) is the source of this 2648-nucleotide messenger RNA. RefSeq names its product class E basic helix-loop-helix protein 41 (gene bhlhe41.L). The coding region runs from base 16 to 1401 and encodes 461 amino acids. The record is from RefSeq and is a predicted model, not a curated record. Gene Ontology annotation, molecular function: DNA binding; protein dimerization activity. The transcript is spliced from 5 exons. Lineage: Eukaryota; Metazoa; Chordata; Amphibia; Anura; Pipidae. Gene Ontology annotation, biological process: regulation of DNA-templated transcription; DNA-templated transcription; negative regulation of transcription by RNA polymerase II. Gene Ontology annotation, cellular component: nucleus; cytoplasm.
UUUCCCUUUGCAUAGAUGCAGUUGGCUCAGUACAGGCAGAGCUCAGACACAGCAGCUGACACUCACUCGCAACUCCACAGUCUGGAUGUGCGUCGGGCUCCAGCCUUUCAGCCAAGCCACCAGCCAGACAUGGAGGAAGGGAUCCCCAUCUUACAGGACAGGCAGCUGGAACCCAGGGAUUUUCUGGGAAUGGAGUACCCCCACCUGUACCUGUGCAAGCCCAAGCGAGGGAUCAAACGUGAUGAGAUCAAAGAGACCUACAAACUGCCUCACCGGCUGAUCGAGAAGAAGAGGAGAGACAGGAUUAAUGAAUGUAUCGCUCAGCUGAAGGAUCUCCUUCCUGAACAUCUCAAACUGACAACUUUGGGCCACUUGGAAAAAGCUGUCGUUUUGGAGUUAACUCUGAAACACUUGAAAGGUCUGACGUCUCUGACCGAGCAGCAGCAUCAGAAAAUCAUCUCUUUGCAGAACGGGGAAUGCUCUCUGAAGUCCCCCAUACAGACGGAUUUGGACGCUUUCCAUUCUGGAUUCCAGACCUGUGCCAAAGAGGUCCUGCAGUACUUGUCCCGUUUUGAAAGCUGGACCUCUAGAGACCAAAGAUGCACCCAGCUCCUGAACCAUCUGCACACCGUGUCCAGCCAGAUCCUCUCCAGCUCACAGCUUCUGCUUCAGUCUGUUCCCAGCAGCAAAGGGCCCCCUGCCUCCCCUGGGCGCAGGGUGGAAAAAGCAGAGAAACAGACAAACUGUGUUCCCGUCAUACAGAGGACACACAACCUGGAGUUAAAUGAGAAUGACACAGACACUGACAGUGGCUAUGGAGGUGAAGGGGAGAAGGUGGAGGUCAGGGCCAAUGGACAAAGUAGCAGUGGGGUGAAUAACCAAGGAAGUAACAAUCUGACCAUCAAACAAGAGCCAACAGAGGAGCCUUUGCCCAAAAGGUUUAAGCCAGAGUUUUCUGGUAGGGGUGUGACGGCCCCCGAUGCUGAGCCAGCCAUUAGACCAGAUGCUGCUCUGCUGAACUCUCUGAUGGGGUUUGGGGGUGCCCCUUUUGGACAGCAGGCACCUUUUUGUUUGCCCUUUUACUUCAUCUCACCCUCAGCAGCUGCUGCGGCUGCCUACAUGCCCUUCUUAGACAAAGGCAGUUUGGAGAAAUACCUGUACCCGGCAUCAGCAGCAACCCCCAUCCCAUUACUGUACCCAGGGAUCCCAGGCCAGGCAUCAGGCACAUUCCCAUGUUUGUCUUCUGUGCUGUCUCCUGAGAAGAUGGCUGGAUGUUCUUCUGCCCUGUUACCAGAGCUCCCUUCAUCUCCCUUCCAAACUGGACCUGCUGUUGACAGGGGGCUGACCGAGGAGCUACAGGAACCUUUGGAAGACCUUUUGCCACCUUCCAAGGAAAACUGACAGCUGGAUAGUACCCCAAACACUGAAACUAAAACAAAACACAAUCGACUAAGGAAGCCUCAUAUUAUGUAGCAGGUUCUGGUAUUAAUGUAUAAAUGGAUCAACAUUAGGGUUUUAUACAGAUGGUAUUGUAACCCAUGUAUUUAAGCCUUCAAAUGAAUCGCGGGAUAACGUGCCUCGUGUUCUAUCAGUGAAUGUUGCAGUGACUAUAGAGUUAGCCAUGGUUAUCCCAUUGACGUGGGUAUCCCAAAGAUGUAACCAUGGAUAUCCAACCGAGCAAGCCAUGGGUAGCCCAUAUUGCAACUCCAAAACUCCUACUGCCCAGAAAUAUUGUUCAGGUUCAUUGCCAUUAAAGCUAAAUGAGUGUUCCAUAUUAAGCUAGACAGAGGUGUUAUAGAAAACUGUUUCUAUGUUUGAGCAUGUCUUCUUAAUUCUUAAAGGGCAAGUAGAUCUAAGAUUAAAUUUCAGGUUUCUUCAUUAGAAUUGGGCCAUAGCUAGCAUGGGUUACUAUAUUGCCUACCUGACCAGCAGCCUUUUGCUAGUCUCACCGGUGCUGUCCGUUUCACCAUGCACCUGGGUGGUGGGAUGAUUUAAGUUUUAUUUCAACAGCAUCUUGAGGGCCAGAACUAGGUGGCCAAUGGCUGGGUGUGUCUCAUUGGCAUAGGUUUUUAUAACUCCCCAGAAACCUUUCUUCUCAUUAGUAUUCAGGUACUUUUUUCCGGCUUGGCAGUAGGAUAAGUGGAAGGUGCCAGGUGAUACUGUAGUAUAAUCUUGUUACAUAAGAGGUGAAAUUGUGCUUGGUUUGGCACCGCCAUGCAUUUCUACUGACUCCUCUCUGUUCUCUCGCCCAAAUGAGUUCACUGCACCACAAUUAUGUAAUUGGUAGGCAGACUGUGGAUUGAAGGCACCGAGUACAGGAGACCAGAAUGUUGUGCUGUAAGAGAAUAUAUUCAGUGUUCUUCCAGCUUGUCAGCCUAGAAUUAACCGUGUCCCUUUCUAGUCUCAGGUUGCCUGUACUACCGGAGAAUAGUAGCUUAAUAACUACCAUCUCUAUCUAAUUUUAAUGUUGGUCCUUUAGGCAGCGGUAUCAGUCAAGUCGAGUCGCGUUUGCUGCCGUUUCAGCCCAGGACGGUAUUUUUAUUUGAUUUUUGCUGUAAAACAAUGCCUGUUUUAUGAAUCUACCAAUCUAAAAAUAUCUCCAUUUGCAAGGUAAAAAAAAAAUGAUGAUGAUUACAUUAAAAAAAAAC